UGGCAAUACUUUCAAACGAUUUCCAAUUGAUGCUCUGAAAUUUCUGAUUUUUCGUGUGCUUAGAAUUUUAUUGAUAUCUGUUUUCUGUAAUUUAAUAUCACACUGUUCCUCUAAAUAAACGGCAUUAAAGCAUUGCGGCGGACACAAUAUGGAAGACCCCAAUCGUAUGAUGGCUCAUACGGGCGGUAUGAUGGCUCCGCAAGCCUAUGGUAUGCCAGGUCAGGAUGAUGGACAAAAUACUGGAAACGAAAAUGAAGUGCGUAAACAGAAAGAUAUCGGUGAAAUUUUGCAGCAGAUCAUGAGCAUUUCGGAGCAAUCAUUAGAUGAGGCGCAAGCAAGAAAACACACUUUAAACUGUCAUCGUAUGAAGCCGGCUUUGUUUUCGGUGCUGUGUGAGAUUAAGGAGAAAACCGUCCUUUCCAUUCGUAAUACGCAAGAGGAAGAACCACCAGAUCCACAGUUAAUGCGUCUGGAUAAUAUGCUUAUCGCAGAAGGUGUUGCAGGACCAGAAAAAGGUGGUGGCGGUGCAGCGGCCGCUUCCGCGGCAGCAGCAAGUCAAGGAUCUUCCUUGUCGAUCGAUGGAGCUGACAACGCAAUUGAGCAUUCAGAUUACCGAGCAAAGCUUGCACAGAUUCGUCAGAUAUAUCAUCAAGAGCUAGAGAAAUAUGAACAGGCGUGCAAUGAAUUCACCACACAUGUUAUGAACUUACUUCGAGAACAAAGUAGGACCAGGCCAAUUACACCUAAGGAAAUUGAACGCAUGGUCCAAAUAAUUCACAAAAAAUUCAGCUCAAUACAAAUGCAGUUGAAGCAAUCGACGUGCGAAGCUGUAAUGAUAUUACGAUCUCGAUUUCUGGACGCUAGACGUAAGCGUCGCAAUUUUAGUAAGCAAGCUUCCGAAAUUCUCAAUGAGUAUUUCUAUAGUCAUUUGAGCAACCCAUAUCCAUCUGAGGAAGCAAAAGAGGAGUUAGCGAGAAAGUGUGGAAUAACAGUUUCCCAAGUUUCUAAUUGGUUCGGUAACAAACGCAUUCGAUACAAAAAGAACAUAGGUAAGGCACAGGAAGAGGCCAAUUUAUAUGCUGCUAAGAAGGCAGCUGGUGCUUCGCCAUAUUCAAUGGCUGGCCCACCAAGUGGCACCACUACACCUAUGAUGUCACCAGCACCUCCACAGGAUUCUAUGGGCUACCCCAUGGGCUCAGGCGGGUACGAUCAGCAGCAAUACGAUAACAGUAUGGGCGGUUACGACCAUACUCUACAUCAGGACCUUAGCCCUUGAGGCGGUUUAACAUACCACACUUCACAUGUAUACGAGCAAAAGUGAACAUAAAAAAUCACUUGUGAAAUAUAUUAAGAUACAUAUUUUUAUUAUUAAAUUAAAAACUUGAUAUGCUUUGUCAAUAUCUUAAUAUUAUAAUGUUAAUUUCAGACAAAGUAUUCAAUAUUUUUACAAUUCCUACAAAUCAUAUAAAAUUGCAGAUACCUUAACUUUUUGAUUUCAAUAUACUUAUUUACGUUAUCCUAAUCAAUAUCACGCCCAGUUCGUUUACCUAGGAAAUCUUUUAUUUUAAGCUUCAAAAGCAUAAAAACUCCACUUUAUAUGUUCAUUUUUGCUCCGCAGUGUGUAUACGCAAUUAACAAUAAUGUAUACGUAAUAUUGCAUACGAUAAUAUGUAGGCAUCUAUAUAUAAUUUGAAUUAAGCGUAACAAUCUUUUAUUGAAAUGAAAAUCCGUAUACGAAACUUUAGAUAUAAAUAUUAACAUACAUCAUAGUAAUAAAAAUAUAAAAAACAUGUGCAAAUUCAGAAGCAGCUAUCAAAAUCUACAAUUUUAAUUGUAUGGUAACAGCUAAAACAGCUAAUUAUAGAGUGCAAAUUCGAUGAUGUAUGUAGGUGUGCAUAUAAUAUUAAUACUUUGCCAAGCCCAAAUUUACGAUACUUAUAUUUUUUUAGCACAACCUUUUAACUGACGAUACAUCUCAAGAGAGGUAGAUAAAAAAAGUUAUGCAAGCUAAAGCAAAAAUCUCAAUAUGAGCACAUUUACUUAUCUAUUACCUAUGUACGUAACUAUUGUACUUUUGGCCAACAUUCUUCAAGUAUUUAAUAGAAAGUAUUGUAACAAGUUCUCUAAUAUAACUAUAAAAAGCAUUACCUUCAAUUUAUAAUGUGUAAUUAUUUUAAAUUAAUAAAGUAUAUAAAAUUGUGGCAAACAA
Messenger RNA from Bactrocera neohumeralis, 2209 nucleotides. It is a transcript of the gene exd, whose product is annotated as homeobox protein extradenticle. Gene Ontology annotation, biological process: regulation of transcription by RNA polymerase II; embryonic organ development; animal organ morphogenesis. Lineage: Eukaryota; Metazoa; Arthropoda; Insecta; Diptera; Tephritidae. The transcript has 7 exons. The record is from RefSeq and is a predicted model, not a curated record. Bases 149 to 1276 code for a protein of 375 amino acids. Gene Ontology annotation, cellular component: nucleus. Gene Ontology annotation, molecular function: DNA-binding transcription factor activity, RNA polymerase II-specific; RNA polymerase II cis-regulatory region sequence-specific DNA binding.